CACAUUGUGGUUUUGUUUAUUACACUUAUUCAGAACGUUUUGUAUUUAUUGUGCUGGACAUCUCAAAUAAUACCACAUGUUCCCUGACAAGGCAGCUAGUUAUCAUGCUAACAGUGUGUACAUCUCCAAGAAGACCACUCAGAUCAUUCUAGCCACCAAGGUCGAGAGUCUCUUGUAAGAUUGUCCAUGCUCCUCUCUUGGAUCUGCAAGUGGACAUCAGUUUAGAGUUAAUACGUGCUACAGAUAUCUCAGUGAUAAGACCAGCAUCAGAGCUCAUAAAUCCUGACCCAGAAGAUUCCUCCCUCUAUUUAUUGUUAAAGCAGACAUCAUAUUCUACCACCCUGCCCCCCUGCCCUUCCUACCCCCUGCCCCCUACCCACCCAGUCUCUGCACCCCAUAAUCCUGCAUUUUCACCAGUGUUUCUUCUCAAUCUGGUCUCAUGAGGAGCAGAUUAUCAGAGAUUAGAUGAGUUGUUGCACACGCUUUAUUCAUUAAUGUUAUUAACGUCCAUGUCACUGGAGUCCUCCAGCACAUGGCCUACAUACAGCAGCGAGAACCCAUGCAGACAUCAUGAAAACGGUCACACUGUAAGGUGGAGGGUGAUUUUGAUAACAUCACCAUGUGAUUGCUUUAGGAAACUGUUAUUGAAAUUUUUUGAAGUUGUAAAAUGUAAAAACGUGAGUCAGUGGGAGAAGCGUCCACAUCUUCCAUUAGUAUCCAGUGUUCUUCUACAUUUCUGCUUUGCAUAUAUAUUACCCACAAUCCCCUGCUCCAGUGAACCUUUCUGAAUAAUUUAGGUGAGAAUUUACUAUAGUAGGGCUGUAAUUGGAUUGGUCUGGUCCUCUGAGGCACUCUACCAGCUGUUCCUGCGCUCCUAUUGGACGGAGCAGGGAAUCUGCCAGGCAUCUGUGAGAGGGUGUUAAGAAGGAGACAGUGGGAAGAGGGACGGUCUCUUUAGUUUAACAUCAAAGUGUGAAAGAGGACAGAAUAGUGACAGAGAGAAAAAGAAGUGAUUGAUCGGUAUUAGACAGAGUGUAAGGAAAGAGCUCAGAAACACUGUGUGUGUGUGUGUGUGUGUGUGUGUGUGUGUGUGUGUGUGUGUGUGUGUGUGUGUGUGUGGAGGAGUGAAUCCUGCAGGAUGGGGUUGUAGUUAGUGUGUUAAAUCAGUGUUACAGUGAUGGCGGUGGCGUUGGACGCAGUGUGUGUGCGGGUGAAAGGCGUCUGUAAGCAGAACGGGCUGCUCAUCCUCUCUGUGCUCGCCGUCAUCAUCGGCUGCCUGCUGGGAUUCUUCCUGCGCACCAAACAGCUCUCAGAGCAGGAAGUGAAGUAUUUCCAGUUUCCAGGAGAGCUCCUCAUGAGGAUGUUGAAGAUGUUGAUUCUGCCUCUCGUCGUUUCCAGUCUCAUGUCAGGUCUGGCGGCUCUGGAGCCGAAGUGCUCGAGCAGGUUGGGUCUCAUCACCAUCUCCUACUACCUGUGGACUACGUUCCUGGCCGUGGUGGUCGGCAUCGUCAUGGUCCUGAUCAUCCACCCCGGGGGCGUGGCCCAGAAAGAGGACUCAGAGGACAGCAGCAAACCCAUCAUGAGCUCAGCUGAUGCGCUGCUCGACCUCAUACGGAACAUGUUUCCUGCCAAUUUGGUUCAAGCUACAUUUCAGCAGUAUCGCACGAACAGCGUCCCGGUCAGGAAGACGCUGAGGACAACUGAGAGCUCGAGUGUGACACGUCGCACGCUAAUCUACAAUCUGCAAGACGACAGCGGUAAUGGUGAAAACAGCAGCGAUGUCCGGAACUUCCAGCUGGACCUGACGCCUCCGCCCGAUGUGGUGAUGCGUACCCAACCUGGCACCAGCGAGGGCAUGAACGUGCUGGGCAUCGUCAUCUUCUCCGCUACUAUGGGCAUUAUGUUGGGCCGAAUGGGUCCUAACGGCAGUGCACUUGUAAACUUCUGCCAAAGUCUUAAUGAAGCCGUGCUGAAAAUCGUUGCCAUUGUUAUCUGGUACUUUCCUUUUGGGAUCGUGUUCCUGGUGGCUGGAAAAAUCUUGGAGAUGAGCGAUCCGUCGGAUAUGGGUAAGAAACUGGGCUUCUACGCCAUUACGGUGGUGAUGGGCCUGAUCCUGCACGGCCUCUUCAUCCUGCCCAGCAUGUACUUCUUCAUCACCAAGAAAAGCCCCAUUGUUUACAUUCGUGGAAUCCUUCAGGCACUGCUCAUCUCACUGGCCACCUCAUCCAGCUCUGCCACACUGCCCAUCACCUUUAAGUGCCUACUGGAGAACAACCACAUCGACCGGCGCAUCAUUCGCUUCGUCUUGCCUGUCGGCGCCACUAUCAACAUGGACGGCACGGCGCUGUACGAGGCCGUGGCAGCCAUCUUUAUCGCUCAAGUCAACAACUACGAGCUGGACUUUGGCCAGAUCAUCACCAUCAGCAUCACAGCCACGGCAGCGAGUAUCGGUGCGGCAGGCAUCCCGCAGGCCGGCUUGGUUACCAUGGUAAUAGUGCUGACCUCCGUCGGCCUGCCGACCGAUGACAUCACUCUAAUCAUUGCUGUGGACUGGGCUCUGGACCGGUUUCGCACCAUGGUGAACGUGAUGGGAGACGCGCUCGCUACAGGGAUCAUGGCGCACAUCUGCAGGAAGGACUUCAUGCAAGAGGGAGACGGAGUUCCUCUCAUCUGCGAGACAAAACCCGUCCACCUCCAGCAGGUGACGAACUGCCAGCAGAAUAACGGGAGUCUUCAGCCGCUUCCAGCAGGGGGCAAAGCUGAGCUGGUUUCCGCGGACGUGGCCCGCCUCAUGCAGUUAGAGGAAGGAGUGCGACCCCCACCGCCCGAGCGGAGGAAGAUCCCCCCAGUGCCCCCUCGCCACCUCAAACACAAGGACAAGGAGCACUGCUCCAUCGACAUGAACGGCCUGGAGACCAACGUAUAGCGGCCAUGUUGGACCAUCCGGACACACACACACACACACACACACAUGGGUUAACAGAUUAGCUUCUCACUGUAAAUUGAUUUAGGUUUAGGUUGUAGGAAACUAAUUCAUAGAUUUUAUUUGUGUUUGGUGAAACCCUUAUUCUUACUGACUUGAAGUGGAAUUGACAUUUAAUCAUCCCUUAUACAAUGCUAACAGACAAUCUAAUUAAUAUUAACACUUACCUGUAACUCUGUUCCCCCACACCAGCUGAUGUCACUUCUAACAUGUCUCCUGUGGGCAUGGCCCGGCGAGGUUUAUUUAAAAUUCGUAUGAAAAUCAAACUAGCAAAAAAUAUCAAGUCGUAACUGGGAAGUAACUUCAUGUAGGAACUCUAGAUAUAAAACAAGGAAAUGUUGUUAAGAUGCACUGAUGUUCCUCUGGUGUCUGCUCUGAGUUUGAAGACAAAGAACCUCGAUCAGAUUCCAUGCGUCGUGAUCCUGCAAGGACAAAAUCAGAGGAAAUCAAAACCCUAAAUUAUAUUUCUUUCUGUAAAAUUUAGCAAGCCGAGAGCAGAAAUGAUUGCCAUUGAUUUUAUCUUGUUCAAUUUUGUUUUAUAAUGGUCUGAGAAGAUCCCUGCUAAUUACUGGUGGUGCUUUUUUAUGCUAGCGGAAUAGGAGUGAAUCAUGCUAAACCACCAAGAGCCACAACUAAAUCAGACCAGAUCAAAAUAAGACAAUUUCAAACUCGCAACAGUGAUAUUCUCAACUCCUAUGAUUGUCCUAGCAUGAUAAGCAAUUCUAAUAAACAUUAACAAGCUAGCGCUCGCCAAAAGUAUUGAGACACCUGCCCACCUACUGUAGGUGUGCUUCUUCCCCAAACUGUUAGCACAAAGUUGGAGACACACAGUUGUAUCGGACGUCUUUUGGAUGCUGCAUAAAAUUUGCCCUUCACUUGAACUUGGAGACCCAAAUGACAAUGCCCCUGUGCACAAAGCCAGCUCCAUGAAGAUCUAUUUUACAUGGUAUGGAAUUGUGUAGAAGAUCUCCUGCUAUAGAGCUCCAACCCUAUUGAACACCUUUGGGAUGAAUAUGAACACUGAUUGCACGCCAGGAACCUCCUCACCUUCUCACCUACAGUACAUCAGUACCUGACUUUACUAACAACCAUGUAGUUGAAUGAAUUUCCACAAAAUCUAGUGGAACAUCUUCCCAGAAGAGUGAAAGAUAUUAGAAAAGCAAAUGGAGACUAAAUGUAUAAUUAGAUGUUCAAUAAGAUGCACUUACUAAUUUUAUUGCCAGGUGUCCACAAACUUUUGGCAAUAGUGUAUAUACACAUUUUUCAUCAGAUUAUCAGUCAUGUUACCAGACAUCAUAUUUUUUGCAUCCUGGACACGACAACAAACACGCUGAUCAUUAAGCUGUAUUUCAAACAUAUUGUCUUUCUGUUUUAUGUAAUUAUUUAUAGUUAUUUAUUUAUCUAUUUAUUUAUAUUUCUCAAGUUUAAUGAAUUGAAACUUAAUGUCAUUUUCCUAAAUGUAUAUAUUUUCUCUCCUCUCGCUCUUUACCGAGAGAAUGA
Messenger RNA from Silurus meridionalis, 4483 nucleotides. It is a transcript of the gene slc1a7b, whose product is annotated as solute carrier family 1 member 7b. Lineage: Eukaryota; Metazoa; Chordata; Actinopteri; Siluriformes; Siluridae. Bases 1178 to 2926 code for a protein of 582 amino acids. Gene Ontology annotation, cellular component: plasma membrane. The record is from RefSeq and is a predicted model, not a curated record. Gene Ontology annotation, molecular function: neutral L-amino acid transmembrane transporter activity; L-glutamate transmembrane transporter activity; glutamate:sodium symporter activity. Gene Ontology annotation, biological process: L-glutamate transmembrane transport. The transcript is spliced from 11 exons.